AUGGAUAACUUCCAGAACCUUUCCCUCAACGACCCCCCGCCACCUCACUUGGGGCCGCCGCCGGCGGGUUUCCAACAGCAGCAGGGUCAGUUCCAUCAACAGCAACAGUUUCCUCCCCAGCAGCCGCCCGUUGGUGGCAUCCCAGGGGGCAUUCCACCUCAGUUUGGUCGUCCCCCUCCGCCGCCCCAGCAACUGCCGGCCCAGAUGUUCACUACGGCUGCCCAGCUCUUGGACUUGACCGACAAAAAGCUCAUGGUAGCUCUGCGUGACGGGCGCAAGCUCAUUGGUAUUCUGCGCAGCUGGGAUCAGUUUGCGAACUUGGUUCUUCAGUCGACCAAGGAACGCAUCUUCAUCCCGCCUAACACGAUGCCGAACCAGCCGCGUGGCCUGUACGCCGACAUCGAUCGCGGCCUGUUUCUGGUGCGUGGCGAGAACGUGCUGCUCCUGGGUGAGAUCGACCUCGACAAGGACGACGACCCGCCGCCGGGCUACGACCUGGCCGACGUUGAGCUGGUCAAGCAGCUGGCUAAGCAAAAGCGCCAGCAGGAUAAGGCUAAGGAGAAGAAGAAGCUCAAGCUGCUCUCCAAGGAGGGUUUUGAGGGCGAGAGCGUUGGCGAGGUUCUUCUGUGA
Thermochaetoides thermophila DSM 1495 is the source of this 630-nucleotide messenger RNA. RefSeq lists its product as uncharacterized. Gene Ontology annotation, biological process: deadenylation-dependent decapping of nuclear-transcribed mRNA. The record is from RefSeq and is a predicted model, not a curated record. The transcript has 3 exons. Gene Ontology annotation, cellular component: Lsm1-7-Pat1 complex; P-body. Gene Ontology annotation, molecular function: RNA cap binding. Lineage: Eukaryota; Fungi; Ascomycota; Sordariomycetes; Sordariales; Chaetomiaceae. Bases 1 to 630 code for a protein of 209 amino acids.